This is a messenger RNA of Eimeria necatrix, 5922 nucleotides long. RefSeq lists its product as hypothetical. The coding region runs from base 1 to 5922 and encodes 1973 amino acids. Gene Ontology annotation, cellular component: nucleoplasm; nucleolus. The transcript has 2 exons. NCBI's taxonomy places the organism in Eukaryota, Apicomplexa, Conoidasida, Eucoccidiorida, Eimeriidae. The record is from RefSeq and is a predicted model, not a curated record.
AUGCUGCAGCAGCAGCUCGUCUCCGGAGCAGCAAAAAACAUGGAAGAGACAGCAAUUAAAAUUCUCUCCGCUUAUGGACAUGGCGGGGUUUGGGAGUCUCUUUUGUCUGUGUUCGAUUCCCCGCGGGCCUCCACUUUUGCUGCUGGGGCCAGCCCCGCAGCAGCAGCAGCAGCAGCUGCUGCUGCUGCGACCGCGAACAACACGCCCGCAGCCGCAGCAGCGGAAACCGCCAAGGCGUACCUGCACAGACAGCAGCAGCAGCAGCAGCAGCAGCUGCAGUUAGCCGGAAGACCCACAGGGAAUGCUGCGCUGCAGCAGCUGCUGGUGACCCCCGAGGCUUCCGCCAGCCAACCGCCAGCAGCAGCAGCAGCAGCAGCAGCAGCAGCAGCGGGCGGGGGCGGCAGCCCUCCGGCCGUGUCUGCUGCGCUGCAGGCGUACGGGUGCCCCCCGGGCGUGUCGGCUGCUGCUGCUGCUGCAGCAGCAGCAGCAGCAGCAGGCGUGGCAGGCGGAGACCCCAGCAUCGAUAUGGCAGCAAGAGUCAGCAGCGGGACUUGGCUUGUCUACAGAUAUGAACUUUGCAGAAGUCACUUUUUGCUGGACAGCUACAUAAAGGCUUUAUUUCGUUUCUCGCUGCUGCAGCAGCUGUUUCACUCCCACUGCGUGAGUCAGCAGCUGCAGCUGCGGCUGCAGCAGCAGCUGCUGCUGCUCCAGGAGAAACGCACCAGGAGCAGCAGCCCCACCCACGGGCCCGCCGCCCAGGUCCCGGCAGCAGCAGCAGCAGCAGCAGCAACAGCAGCCGCUGCUGCCAGCAAGCUGCCGGCGCUGCCCAUGGCGCCGCAGGAACUGCAGCAAGAGCUGCAAAGCAUCCGCCGAGAUUUGCUGCUGGGCGUUGCUGCUAUAUUUGAAGAGAUACAGGACGACCGCUAUUUGCUGCCGGUGCUGCAGCAGCCGCCACAGCCUCCAGUGCAGCAGCAGCAGCAGCAGCAGCAGCAGCAGCAGCAGGCGGCGCAGCAGCAGCGCCAGCGGGACGGGGCUCAGUCGCCGCCGUCUUCUUCCGCGGCUUCGCCGUACAGCGACACCAUCAGCAGCAGCAGCAGCAGCAGCAGCACAGCAGCAGCAGCAACUGCUGCUGCUGCUGCAACAGCAGCAGCCCUUGCUGCGUCGGAAGAGCCGACGGGAUCUCCCUCCGGCUGCAGCAGCCCGGUGGGCGUCCGCUCUUCGGGAGCAGCAGCCACCGGAGAAGCAGCAGCAGCAGCAGCAGCAGCAGCAGCAGCAGCAGGGGGGCUGGCUUUAGAACUGGAGUAUCUGUCGCCCGUGGGCAGAGAAGGCAGCAGCUGGCUUGUUGCAGCAAUUGAGGGCCACUUGCUGCUGCUGCGGUCUCACCGCUGCUGCCAAGAAGGAGGCUGGUGGUCCACUGAGUUUCUUUCUCGGCGAGAUGUCCGGACCACUGUGCAUGCAGAUUUGUUUUUGCUGCUGCCUCUUUCGGUGCUUUGUGGGGCGCUGAAGCGCCCCUGCAGCUGCAGCAGCAGCAGCAGCAGCAGCAGCAGCAGCACGGGCAGCAGCAGCACCAGCAGCAAGUGCACCACCAGCGACGCGACCGACGCCGCGGCGUCGCCCGCCGACAGCUCCGACGCAGACCGGCAGCAGCAGCAGCAGCAGCUGCUGCUGCUGCAGCAGCAGCAGCAGCAGCAGCAGGAACAGUGCAGGUGCUCCUGCCCAGCGCACGCCCAACUGGCCGCCGUAUUUGAAGAGCAGGAGGGGGAGCUGAUGAGCAGCCGCUGCAGCGCAGCAGCAGCAGCAGCAGCAGACGACAACUGCUCGCAGCUCUUCGACUGCAGCAAAAGAGGUGCUGCGCUGCUGCUGCCUGUGGCUUUAAGAGACACAGCAAACGUGUUGUUUUGCCCCUGCAACUUCGUGACGCGGCUGGCGGUGCUGCGGCCGCAGCAGCAGCUGCAGCAGCAGCUGCUGCUGCUGCACCAGCAGCUGCUGGACCCCCUGCUGCCGCUGCUGCCCCUUUCUGUUGCUGCUGAUUGGAAAAGAGAUAGUGUUAAUGGGGGGCCCUUUUUGCUGCCUUCUUCUGAAGUCUCGCGGCUGCGGACUCUGUCUCGAAUAGCAGCAACAGCUCCCUGGUGGCACGCGCGGGCGCGGCAGAUCUACGAGCAGCAGCAGCAGCAGCAGCAGCAGCAGCUCGCGCUGCUCCCCGCGCAGCAGCAGCAGCAGCAGCAGCAGCAGUACCUGCAGCAGCGAGUCCCCAUACAGCCCCUCGUCAAGCGCUGCAGGUACUGCAGCUAUUCGGGUCUUGCUGCUGCUGCGGAUUUGGUGCAGUCCGUGGAGCAGUCGGUGCUUGCUGCUGCUCAUUGCUGCAGCUGCUGCAGCAGCAGCCCCUUCCCGCCCGCCCCCGUCCCGGUGGACCCAACUGCUGCUGCCAUUGCUGCUGCUGCAGCAAGCAGCAGCAGACACAGAAAGCCCCUCACUGCAGAGCAGCGCCGGCGGGCGCGUGCUGCUGUUGCUGCUUUCAUUACAGCAGAAGAGCGCUGCGAGGCAGCAUUUGCUGCUGCAGCAACUGCAGCACAGAGCAGCAGCUGCAUGGGCAUGCUGCUGCAGCAGCAACACUUGGCGGCCCAGCAGCAGCAACAACUGCUGGUGCAGCAGCAAGCAGCUGCUGCUGCUGCAGCAAGGAUGCAUGCGUCGGAUUUGUCAAGAGCAGCAAGUUCACCUCAGGGAGUUCUCUCGCUGCUGUCAUCUUUUGCUGCUCAGCAUCAGCUCUCUUCGCUGACUCCGCAGCAGCUGCUUGUGCCUCCGUUUGUGCAGCAGGUGCAGCGCAUGCAGCAGCAGCUGCUGCAGAUGCAGCAGCGGCUCAUAGGCAUGCCGCAGCAGCAGCGGCUGCCGCAGCAGCCGCAGCCGCAGCAGCAGCAGCUCCUAAUCCAGCAGCAGCAACAAAGAUUCCCCCAUCAACUCCCGCCAUACACCCAAACGCAGCACCAGCAACAGCAGGUGCAGCACCCCCAGCUGCAGCAGCAGCAGCUUCAGCAGCAGCAGCUUCAGCAGCAGCAGCUCCAACAGCAGCAGCUCCAACAGCAGCAGCAGCUGCAACAGCAGCCGUACCAGCAGCAGCGGAAUCCCAGACUGCACCCGCAGGAGCAGCAGCACCUGCAGCUGGCUCACCAAGGCGACCACCAGGAGCAGCCACAGCAGCAGCAGCAGCAGCAGCAACAGCCGCAGCAGCAGCAGCAGCAGCAAGUGCUGCAAAUGCAGCACUUUCAACAACAGCAGACGCUGCAGCAAGUGCAGCACCAGCAGCAAUUGCAGCAGAUCUACAGACCGCCGCGGUCUCGCACACUGGACGGCGGCAGCAGCAGCAGCAGCAGCAGCACCGGAGCUGAACAGCGGAGAAGCAGUGGCAGCAGCAACAGCAGCAGCGCAGGGGCCACGUGCUUGGAGAGCUCCUUAGCACCGUUGGAUCCUCAGCAGCGGCCGCUGGAGCAGCAGCAGCAGCAGCAGCAGCAGCAGCAGCAGCAGCAGCAGCACCUUCAGCAGCAGGUGCUGCUGCACGGAGAAGAGAGCUUCAUGGUGCGGCAGCCAGAAACUGAGAGGCGCAGCAGCCGGCACAGCUACAGCAGAGACAGCAACAGCAGCAACGGCAGCGGCAGCAACGGCAGCAGCAGCAAAGCUGGUGGCAGCAGCGGGGCUGGUCACUCCAGCAGUAGAUCUAGGGUCUCACGCACCGCGCAGCAGCAGCAGCAGCAGCAGCAGCAGCAGCAGCAGCAGCAGCAGCAGCAGCAGCAGCAGCAGCAGCAGCAGCAGAAGCCGCCGCAACUGCAGCCACAGCUGCAGCCUCUUCCUCAGCAGCAGCAGCAGCCGCAGCCGCAGCAGCCGCAGCAGCAGCAGCAGCCGCAGCAGCAGCAGCAGCAGCAGCCGCAGCAGCGGACUGCAGCUGCGCAGCCACCUUCACGGCGGUGGUGCGACAGUAUCGAUGACAGCUGCGACGAAUACUAUGGCUUUCCACAGGAGCAGCAGCAGCAGCAGCAGCACCAGCAGCAGCACCAGCAGCAGCCGGAGCCACAGCAAGUGCAGCAGCAGCAUCUGCAACGGCAACAGGAGCAGCAGCAGGAGCAGCAGCACGAGUCAGUUGCCGCUGGUGUUGGUCAUGUUGCCCCAGAGCUGCUCUUUCACAGCAACAGCAGCAGCAACAACGUGAGCAGCAGCAGCAGCAGCAACGGCGACUGCAGCAACCGCAGCAGCAAAGGAAAUGGUGUGACUGGUCGUGCAGCGGAGGUGCGCAAUAGCAGCAGCAGCCACGGGAGCAGCAACAACCACGGCAGCAGCAGCAGCCACGGCAGCAGCAACAGCCAUGGUAGCAGCAGCAGCCACGGCAGCAGCAGCAGCAGCAGCAGCAGCAAGGGUGAUGCGUUUGCGGCAGCGGCAACAGCACAAGACAACGAGGCCACCUCUCCGUCAGCAGCAGCAGGAACAACUGCUGCAGCUGCUGCCGCAGACAAUGAUGCGGCGUCGCCCUCAGCAGCAGCAGCAGCAGCAGCAGCAGCAGCAGCACAAAGGAAGCAACCGAAAGAUCGCGUUCCUUUGAAGCACAGAGCUGAGAAGCAGCUAUAUGUCCCCGGGGCCCUUCGGCGGCAGCGGCAGGAGCAGCAGCAGGGGCCUUCUGCUGCAGCUGCUGCAGAAGCGCCGGUGGCGGCCUCUGCUGCUGACGCCAGCAGCAGCAGCAGCAGCAGCAGCAACGGAAACGGCUGUGCGGCCGCGGGAGACCACAGCAGCACAGCAGGGCCUCUCUUUGCUGCCUCUGCCCCUGCGGCUCCCGUCUCGACAAAUGAAGAAGUGCGGGGAGCUGCUGCUGCUGCUGCUGCUGCUGCUGCUUCUGGUCGCCGCCCCGCAGGAGCAGCGGCAGCAGCAACGCUUAAGGACGAAGCCCGCAGCGGCAGCUGCAGCAGCAGCAGCAGCAGCAGGGACAGAGACUCGAUGCAGCAGCGGCACUGGCUUGUUGAGCAGGUGCAGUGGCGAGUCUUUCACCGCUUUUCUGCUGCGUCAGCAGCAGCGGGAGCAGCAGCAGCAGCAGCAGCAGCGCCUGUGCCGCCACUCUCGCCAGCAGCUGCAGCAGCAGCAGCAACAGCACCUCUGUCGCCGGCGCUUUCACCCGCAGCAGCAGUGUCGCCUUCUGCUGCUUCUGCUGCUUCUACGGACCGUUCUGGUUUCUCUGCACGACUUGAACAUGGAGCAGCAGCAGCAGCAGCAGCUGCUGCUGCUGCUGCCAGUGCAGCUGCAGCGCGAGGUAGACGGGACUCUGCUGCCGAAGGGCGCAGCAGCAAGAGCAGCCACAGCAGAAAUGGCAGCAGCAACGCCAGCAGCAAUAGCAACCACGCGGGCCCGAACCACAAUUUUGCUGCUGCUGCUGACGCUGCGUCAGCAGCAGCAGCAGCAGCAGCAGCAGCAGCACCAGGGAGGCAGCCAAUAACACGCCUGCAGUCGAACACAAGUGAAGAAGGCAGCAGGUGGAGCUGCAGCAGUCCCUACAGCAACAGCAACAGCAACGGGCGCAGCAGCAGCAGCAGCAGGAGCGGCAGCAAUCUGCCUUCGAGAAGCAGCAAGAGCCGACCUAGCAGCAGCAGCAGCAGCAGCAGCAGCUGCGCAAACAAGGGCCAAGUGAGGCUGCUGCACGUGGCACUUAAUGGCAUGCGGCGCUGCGAUAGAAGCACCCCGAGCCCCACACAGCAGCAGCAGCAGCAGCAGCAGCAGCAGCAGCAACAGCAACAGCAGCAGCUGCUGCGAGAGCCAGCUCUGCACGCUGAAGGGAAGCCCUCAUUUCUGCUGCCGACGCGAGUGAGUGAAGCGGCGGCGCAGCAGCUGCUGCUGCAGGUGCAGCAGCAGCAGCAGCAGCUUUCCCGCUGCUGCAGCUGCCUUUGCAGCUAA